Molecule: messenger RNA, 1101 nt
Organism: Cladocopium goreaui
Lineage: Eukaryota; Dinophyceae; Suessiales; Symbiodiniaceae
Source: the annotation of a GenBank genome assembly
AUGGUCAACCAUGACCACCAGCGCUUGAAUCAAAUCAUGCUCUCUUUGCGCCAGGUGCAAUAUGAAUGUGUGGCCGAGCAGAAGUGCCACAACCAGAUGCUUCAAAUCAUGAGGAAUUGGAGAUGUCCAGACCAAAUAGAGCAAUGGGUGGCACAAGACGCGACUUUGGAUCAGGCAUUGAUCCGAGCGUGCCGGCGGUUGGUGCGACAGUUCCUAAUGAAGCGAGCGAAUGAAAAGUCUCCAAGCGGCCUCACGUACAAUCAGCUGGUGAAAGCGCUCGACAGUAGAUACACCUGCAUGGAGGACUUCUGCCGACAUAUUGUUGAUCCCUUGGGCAGGGAUGCAGAGACAUUGGCCCUAGAUGCCCUUCCACAACAGCUGGGCAUCGGCUUGCGAAUGUGGAUCCUGGACCGACGUGAUGAGGUUUAUCGCUUGUCCAAGCAGUUUCAUUUGGACGUGUCACUCUUCGAGCGGUUGAUCCACAACGGAGCUGACCAUGUCACUCUGCUUCAGCAGAGACGAAUGCAUCCGAAGAUAUCUCGCUUGAUCAAGCCGUAUUAUCCUCAACUUCGGGACCAUUCCAGCACUGAGAGGUAUCCGGAGAUUCGAGGCAUCAAUGCAAGAAGCUACUUCAUGACGCACUUCCACUUCGAGGACGACGAGGGAGAAAGUCAUUCCCAUUUAAACACAUUUGAGGCGAACUUUGUAAGCGCUUUGUGUGCGCAUUUGGUCUCAUGUGGCUAUGAGGAGUCGCAGAUCACGGUGCUAUCACCAUAUUUGGGCCAGGUGCGUUUGUUGAAGAAGAGGAUCCAGCGUGAUCCAACAACGCAGCAAAUCGCUGUGACAGCUGUUGAUAAUUUCCAGGGUGAAGAGAACGACAUCAUUGUCAUAUCAUUGGUCCGUUCCAAUAGGGCUCGUCAAAUGGGCUUCCUUGCCGUGGAGAAUCGAAUCAACGUGGCAUUGACCCGUGCGCGCCAUGGUAUAUUCAUUGUUGGCAAUGCAGUCUUCCCCUCAGCUGCACUUGACGUCUCACAACUGCAGCUUUGCCAUAUUGGAAAGUUAUCGCGCCCAUCUAUCUUCGUUUUGCUCAUCACUUGUUGA